Molecule: messenger RNA, 1121 nt
Organism: Mucor mucedo
Lineage: Eukaryota; Fungi; Mucoromycota; Mucoromycetes; Mucorales; Mucoraceae
Exons: 3
Coding region: 140-649 (169 amino acids)
Biological process (GO): interstrand cross-link repair; protein ubiquitination
Cellular component (GO): nucleus
Molecular function (GO): ubiquitin protein ligase activity
Source: RefSeq, a predicted model, not a curated record
GAACUAGAAACGGCUUAUGAAUUUGAAUAGCUCACCAGGGCAACCCGUUUCGGCUACAUCUACGGUCAACGCAGGCCAUUCUAAAGUGGGACUUUUUUUUUUGUUUUUUUUUUUUGCUUCCCUUUUAUUUAAGCUCUCCAUGUCAGACACAGAACCUAAUGUAGAUGGCAGCAACAAAAAACAAAAAGUUGAAAAUACACAAAGCCACGAUCAAGAGGAAGAACAUAUCACUUGUAUGAUCUGUUCUGAUGUUUGGAGAACAAAAGGAAGUCAUUGUCAAGUAAGCUUAAAUUGUGGACAUCUCUUUGGUAAAAGUUGUAUCAUUCGUUGGAUUACAGAAAGAACUGAGAAGCUAGGCGCCAAAAAGACCUUUUGUCCCAUGUGCAUGAAAAUCGCUCGUUUGUCGGAUAUUCGCAUUGUCACACCCGUCAAAAUUGCAGUUAAGGAUACAACCCAAAUCGACUUGUUCAAAAAAGAAUUAGAAACGAAAAAAUAUACCAUCAGCAACUAUCAAAAAUCUCUGGAAUCGGCCCGUCUUACGCUCAUUAUCAGAAAGAGAGAAUUAAUAAGAGCACAAUCCAUCCUUGACGAAGAUGACUUACCACCACCAUCAUCACUGCCUUUACCGGAUCAGAGUGAAACCGUUUAACAGUUCGAACCUGCCGUAUUUUUUCAUUUAUCUAUCUACAUACAUUUACUUGUUAUUUCUCAUUUUAUAAGCUUAUCGAAUGUCGCUUUUUCUUUGUGGCGUGCCUAUAUCGUUCUAUUCAAUAUAUAUAUAUAUAUAUUUAAAAAAGAUGCCGAUGAAACAAACCAAGUUUGUUAUCACCAAAGAAGUAUCACCGUAAUAUUUCUUAAUUAAAGUCUACACAAUAAUUUACCUUGAUUAAUACAUUCCGACGAAAAUGACGUUUGGCCAAAAAUAUUACUCUAUCUUCAAUGACAUAUUUCUCGGCCAAUUGUAAAAGAAGCAAUGUCGUAAUUCUAUUCUAAUAGCAUUAUAGAAUCAUAAGAAGCCUACGUAAAUAAAAGAAAUCAGGACCCAUUUAAUACUUGGUUGGGCCUCUGAGGAUGUGAAUUACAAAUCGAUAUCGGUCUGUCAUACUUUACACUAAACGACG